AUGUUUGCUUCACGUAUUUUACGACGAAUUUCUGUUAGGACCUUAUCAUCUUAUAAUUAUACUAAAGCCGCCGCGAUACUUGCCAAUUCACCUCUGGAUAAGAAAGAUGGAAUUUUACAACUUUCAAGUUCAUAUCCGAAAGAUGUUUCUAUUCCCAAAAUAGUUGUGGAAACUAGUACCACUCCAUUGCGUAUCAGAAUGGAACAAUUCAUAAGGAAUCUUCAAGAAAGUAUAGUGAGAGAAAUAGAAACAAUUGAUGGUAAAAAAUUUUUAAUCGACAGGUGGGAACGUACUCAAGGUGGUGGUGGUGUAUCUUGUAUAUUACAAAAUGGAAAUGUCUUUGAAAAAGCAGGUGUAAAUGUUUCGAUAGUACACGGGGACUUACCUGAACCAGCAUUACAACAAAUGAAAUCUCGUCAAAAAGAUAUUGAUCCUUCAAAAGGUCCAUUUCCUUUUUUUGCCUUAGGAAUUUCAAUUGUAAUGCAUCCUCAUAAUCCUCACGUCCCCACGAUACACUUGAAUUAUCGAUAUUUUGAAAUUGAUUCCGGAUCAUCAAAAAUAUGGUGGUUUGGUGGUGGGUCCGAUCUUACACCUUCAUAUCUUUACGAAGAAGAUGCAAUUCACUUUCAUGAAACUUUAAAAGAUGCAUGUGACAAGCACGAUCUCACGUAUUACCCAAAAUUUAAGAAAUGGUGUGAUGAUUACUUUUUCUUAAAACAUCGGGAAGAAUCGCGUGGAGUAGGAGGAAUAUUUUUUGAUGAUUUGGAUGACAAAUCUGAAGAGGAAAUAUUUGCAUUUGUCAAACAAUGCGGCCUUUCAUUCUUACCUUCAUAUACUCCAUUGAUUAAACGAAGAAUGAAUGCAAAGUUUACAGAGAAUGAAAAAAUGUGGCAACAAUUAAGAAGAGGUAGAUAUGUUGAAUUCAAUCUUAUAUGGGAUCGUGGAACUAAAUUUGGUUUACAAACACCUGGAGCAAGAAUUGAAAGUAUCUUUAUGUCUUUACCAUUAACCGCACGUUGGGAGUAUCAACAUAAACCCAUAGAAAAUAGUCGUGAGGAUGAAUUAUUAAAGGUUUUAAAACAUCCACGCGAUUGGGUAUGA
This is a messenger RNA of Diversispora eburnea, 1101 nucleotides long. The record is from the annotation of a GenBank genome assembly. Lineage: Eukaryota; Fungi; Glomeromycota; Glomeromycetes; Diversisporales; Diversisporaceae.